UAUUUCAAUGAAAGAAUUUUACAACGGAAUAUGACUUGGCAAUGGUCAAUGAUUUUGGAAACUAGAACCAUGAACAAGCCAUACACACAAAAGAAGAAGAAGAGUUUAGUUUGGCUAUUCCUGUUCAUAAUUGUGCUUCAUGAAAGAUGGGUACCAUAGAGUUAAUCUUCAUGGUCUUAAUCUGUACGCAAUCUCUGCUGGUAUAUGUUCAGUCUCUUACAAAUUAUCACGAUGUAAAUGCCUUAAGAGCUCUACAGGAAUUGUGGAGUAACACACCGCCUAGUUGGGUUGGGACAGAUCCAUGUGGAAAAAGUCCUUGGGAAGGAAUUAACUGCACAAAUUCACGCAUUAUAUCCAUAACAUUAGGAGGCAUGGGCAUAAUUGGCCAACUUACUGGAGAUAUCGCAUCGCUGGAUGGAUUACAAUCAUUGGAUCUUUCAAAUAACAAGGGCUUAUCGGGGCCUAUUCCUCCAUCAAUUGGAAAGUUGACUAAGUUGUCAAUUUUAAUUCUGAAGGGUUGUAGUUUUUCGGGUCCAAUUCCAGACACCUUAGGAUCAUUAAAUCGACUCACCUUUCUGUCUUUAACUUCAAACAGUCUAAGUGGGCCGAUUCCUCCAUCGCUUGGUAACUUGAAUGAGCUUGAUUGGCUUGAUAUUGCUGAAAAUAGGCUCACUGGAACUAUCCCCGUCUCUAAUGCAACUUCUCCCGGUCUUGAUCUAUUGGUUAACGCGAAACACUUUCAUUUUGGAGGGAAUCAACUUAACGGCACAAUCCCACCUACACUUUUCAAUUCAAACAUGAAUUUGAUACACCUCAAGUCCCAUUAUAGUAUUAUAAUUGGGGCAUCCAUUGGUGGGUUUGUUCUUGUCAUGCUGGCUAUCCUUGCAGGAGUUGUUGCUUUCCGUCAAAAGAAAAGAGCUGAAAAGGCUGACAAGCAGAACAAUCCUUUUGCUUCUUGGAUCCCUGACAAAAGUAGUGGUAACAUUCCUCAGUUGAAAGGAGCCAAGGCAUUCACUUUCGAAGAGGUGAAGAAAUAUUCGAAUAAUUUCUCCGAGGCCAAUGAUAUUGGCUCUGGUAGUUAUGGCAAGGUGUAUAUUGGAACACUUCCAAAUGGGAAAAUGAUUGCAAUUAAAAGAGCAAUGAAAGGAUCCAUGCAAGGAGCAGUUGAGUUCAAAAGUGAGAUUGAGCUUUUAUCAAGGGUCCACCACAAGAAUGUCGUUAGCCUGGUUGGAUUUUGUUACGAUCGAAGCGAGCAAAUAUUGGUUUAUGAGUAUAUCCUAAAUGGUACUCUAAAAGAUAGCCUUUCAGGACAAUUAGGAUUCAAAUUGGAUUGGGCAAGAAGGCUUCGGAUAGUUCUCGGGGCAGCUAGAGGAUUACAAUAUUUACAUGAACUUGUUGAUCCUCCAAUCAUACAUAGAGACAUUAAGUCCAAUAAUAUUUUACUAGAUGAUCUCUUUAAUGCUAAGGUUGCAGAUUUCGGUCUCUCCAAGGCUAUUGGAAACCCUGACCAAACACAUAUCACUACUCAAGUCAACGGCACUAUGGGAUACAUGGACCCAGAAUACUACAUGACGAAUCAGUUGACUGAAAAGAGCGAUGUUUAUAGCUUUGGAGUGACGUUGCUUGAACUGGUAACUGCUAAACAACCGAUAGAAAAAGGUAAAUACAUAGUAAGAGAAGUGCGACAAAGAAUGGGAAACAACAUUCAAGAAGUUAUUGACCCUUUCCUGUUGGGCACAACAGUACUGAACGGUUUGGAGAAGUUUGUUGAUGUUGCUUUGAGAUGUGUUAUUGAGACUGCAGACGAGAGACCGACAAUGGGACAAGUGGUGAAAGAAAUCGAGAUCAUAAUGCAAUUGGCUGGCUUGAAUCCUGAAGUUGAGUCCCCGGUUAUGUUUGAAAACUACGAAUGGAAUAGCCAAAGAUUUAACCAUCCUUACAAUGAUGAAAGCCCCUUUGUUUAUAGUUGGGUUUUCCCUCAUUCACCUCUAGAACCAAAGUAAGGAAGGAAAACAGUUCAUUUACAUUGACACAAUUGAAAAUUUAUAUUUGAACAUUUAUAUUUAAGAAGUGC
Impatiens glandulifera is the source of this 2074-nucleotide messenger RNA. RefSeq names its product leucine-rich repeat receptor protein kinase HPCA1-like. The coding region runs from base 147 to 2003 and encodes 618 amino acids. The transcript has 12 exons. The record is from RefSeq and is a predicted model, not a curated record. Lineage: Eukaryota; Viridiplantae; Streptophyta; Magnoliopsida; Ericales; Balsaminaceae. Gene Ontology annotation, molecular function: protein kinase activity; protein binding; ATP binding. Gene Ontology annotation, biological process: protein phosphorylation. Gene Ontology annotation, cellular component: membrane.